GCAAGGGCGUCUUCUUCAGGCGUUUGAAAGCGGCUCGUUUUAACACGUGACCGCCGUCAGCUGAUCGGGUGGCGGAACCAAACUGAAAGAUGGUGUCGUUGCUGAGCGGGCUGUCCGUCGCGGAAGGUCUCACCCUGUGUCACAGGGUGGUGGACGGGCUGUGUGGGCGCGAGCCGCCUCACCGGGGCGAUUACAGCGCGUCCUGGAGCUCAGACGAGUGGCGCGAGCUGCUCGACUCCCUGGCGGCUCUCUUCCGCCGGGCGGUGGGCGCCGACAGCUCCGAUGAAGAGGUGGUGGCGGGGCUGUCGCAUGCAGGCAGCAGCCACGCGCAGUCCGUGCUGACCGUGCUGACAGCGAGACGGCAGGAGAUCCGGGACGCCCUGCUGGGCAGAAGCAACUCCAUCUCCUCUGCGCUUCUGCAGGACUUCGACUGGCAACUUAAGUUAGCGGUGUCCAGCGAUAAGAGCUCGUCUCUCCACACUCCUCUGCUCAGCCUCAGUCUGGAUGUGAGAGACAACACGGCCCUCCAGUCGGUCACCAUGGAGAUGAACAGAGAGGAGUUAAACACACUCGUCAGUUCACUCGAGGCUGCUAAUAAGGUGGUAAUGCAGUUGAAAUGAGAAAAAGACCCAAUCCCAUUACAGGAAGUUAAUGGAGGUCUUCAGAAAGUGUCAAAUCAAUCCACUGUCAUGAUUCUGUGUUGGAGACAAUGUUUUUCAGAGCAAAUAACGAAGUCUGUUGUACUUCAGCCGCGUUUAUACGAGCACUCAAACAUUCUAUUAAAGUUCUCAAUAAAGUUUGUUUUUUUAA
Gasterosteus aculeatus aculeatus (three-spined stickleback) is the source of this 810-nucleotide messenger RNA. RefSeq names its product COMM domain containing 8 (gene commd8). NCBI's taxonomy places the organism in Eukaryota, Metazoa, Chordata, Actinopteri, Perciformes, Gasterosteidae. The record is from RefSeq and is a predicted model, not a curated record.